Messenger RNA from Polistes canadensis, 1339 nucleotides. Its product is annotated as U5 small nuclear ribonucleoprotein 40 kDa protein. Gene Ontology annotation, molecular function: RNA binding; protein binding. NCBI's taxonomy places the organism in Eukaryota, Metazoa, Arthropoda, Insecta, Hymenoptera, Vespidae. Bases 171 to 1220 code for a protein of 349 amino acids. Gene Ontology annotation, cellular component: catalytic step 2 spliceosome. The record is from RefSeq and is a predicted model, not a curated record. The transcript is spliced from 6 exons.
UAUGCAGAAUAUUCGACUCACAACUAGUGGCAGUGUUUUACAGACUUUAACCGUAAAUAACGCAAAAGAAAGUUAAGAGAGUAUUUAUUAAAAACGUUAAUUAAAGUUGUAACAGAAGCUUUAACAAAACUAACGUAAUUAUUCAUCAAAAGGACGCAUAAAAAAUCAAAAUGCCUAUUUUAGAUAAACGAAAAGGUGACGAUAUCUUAGCGUUAGUUCCUGCUUCAAAAAGAACAAAGAAUGAAGUCGUCUUCAGCAGUAGAGAAAAAGCAGUUGUACAGAGUGGUCCACCACGAACAUCAUCAUUAAUGGCUCCUAUCAUGCUCCUGGAAGGACAUCAAGGUGAUAUAUUUUCCCUUGAAUUUCAUCCAGAGGGCCAGUAUCUUGCAUCGACUGGAUUUGAUCGGCAAAUCUUUAUUUGGAAUGUUUAUGGAGAAUGCGAAAACAUCUCUAUAAUGACUGGUCAUAGUGGAGCUGUAAUGGAAUUGCAUUUUAGUCCUGAUGGAAGCAAUUUGUAUACGGCUAGUACUGAUAUGACUUUAGGUUUAUGGGAUAUAGUGGUAGGCACAAGAAUAAAAAAAUUAAAAGGACAUACUUCUUUUGUCAAUUCUGUGGCUGGAGCUAGAAGAGGACCUACACAGUUGUGCUCAGGUAGCGAUGAUAGUACAAUACGUGUUUGGGAUCCAAGAAAAAGAGGACAGUGUUAUACAUUAAAUAAUACAUAUCAGGUAACUUCAGUCACAUUUAAUGAUACUGCAGAACAAGUAAUAAGCGGUGGUAUUGACAAUGAUAUCAAAGUAUGGGAUUUAAGAAAAAAUGCAAUUCUUUAUAAAUUAAAAGGACAUUCCGAGACUAUUACUGGCUUAAGUCUUAGCCCUGAUGGUUCAUAUAUUUUAUCAAAUGCUAUGGAUAAUACAUUAAGAAUAUGGGAUGUAAGACCUUUUGCUCCAUACGAACGUUGCGUGAAAAUUCUUUCUGGUCAUCAACAUAAUUUUGAGAAGAAUCUUCAGAGAUGUGCAUGGUCUCCAGAUGGUAGUAAAGUAUCAGCUGGUUCAUCAGACAGAUUUCAAUACAUUUGGGAUACGACUAGUCGUAGAAUAUUAUAUAAAUUACCUGGACAUAAUGGUUCUGUUAAUGAUGUUGAUUUUCAUCCAAAGGAGCCAAUAGUGUGCUCUGGGUCAAGUGACAAACAGAUAUACAUAGGAGAAAUCGAAACAUAAUCAAUAUAUUAUAAAUUAUAUCUUUGUAUAUACAAACAAAUAUUUCGAUUAAUCUUUUGUUGAAGAAAAUAAACAUAGAAAAGAGUGAUCAUUGUAUAUAAUAUAUAACAAGUUUGUCA